UACUAAGGCAUAAUUUGGUUUCCUUCUUGGAUCCAGGUAACCAUGAGUUCGAGAUCCGAGCUUCUUGCCAACUAUCGUAAGAGAGGUAGGAGCAAGAAAGCUAUUACCUUCGAUUCCGGGGAUGUACCCCGAGGUUCUAGAGGUAGGCCUUCAAGGGGAGAAGAGGAUACAAGAGCUGAAUCUCGGGAAUCAAGAGAGGAAAGCCAGCAACAAGGGGCCCAAGAUAAUGUAGCUGAAGUAGUGGAGCCUAAGGGUGAUGGGGGCUACACUUUUGCCCAAUUUAGAAAGGCGAAACCACCCACUUAUGAUGGAAAAACUGAUCCUCUUGCGGCGGAACGUUGGAUUAGAAAGAUUGAGGGGAUCUUCAGAGUUGAAGAGGUUCCCGAGGAGAAAAAGGUCGAUUUUGCUACACAAUAUUUAGAAGGUGAAGCCGAGUAAUGGUGGGAAGGAAUGAGAUCCGCCUUUGGAGAUGAAGAUAUUGUUAUCUCUUGGAAGGACUUCAAAGAGACUUUUAACGCUCAAUUCUUCCCUCGGUCGUUUCAAGCGCAGAUGAAGAAUGAUUUUCUACAUAUAUCACAAGGUGACUCUACUGUUAUGGAGUAUGCAGGCCGUUUCAAUCAGAUGAGUAGAUUUGCGGGGCGUUUGGUAGCAGAUGAAGGUGAAAAGGCUGAACAUUUUGUGAGAGGACUCGGACCUGAGAUUCGUUUUACGCUCGUGUCUCUUUCAUUGCCGACUUAUAAAGACGUGUUGGAAUGUGCAAUCAAGAUUGAACGUGAGAUUUCUAUCAGCGGCACUCGGGGUGCUCCUUCAUAUAAAAGGCCGAAGUUCACUCAUUUUCGGGAAAGUCAUAUAGGUGGCGGCAUC
Messenger RNA from Rhodamnia argentea, 864 nucleotides. RefSeq lists its product as uncharacterized. NCBI's taxonomy places the organism in Eukaryota, Viridiplantae, Streptophyta, Magnoliopsida, Myrtales, Myrtaceae. The transcript has a single exon. The record is from RefSeq and is a predicted model, not a curated record. The coding region runs from base 43 to 438 and encodes 131 amino acids.